This is a messenger RNA of Nelumbo nucifera (sacred lotus), 1112 nucleotides long. RefSeq lists its product as uncharacterized. The record is from RefSeq and is a predicted model, not a curated record. Lineage: Eukaryota; Viridiplantae; Streptophyta; Magnoliopsida; Proteales; Nelumbonaceae.
CUGCACCUCGUUGCGUGAGUUCCUCUCAUUCAGUUCUCGUUAUAAAUCAUUCCCGGGAAUUAACAAAUAACUCACUCUGAAAAGAGCAUGGCUUCUUUGAGAGUGGUUACUGUUGUUGCUUUUUUAGUCCUACUCAUUUUCCAAUUCUCCUCUGCAGCUAGAACCCUGUCCUAUGGAGAGGGAGGUGGGGGAGGUAGUGGCGGUGGUGGUGGUGGGGGUACUGGAUAUGGCUCUGGGGGAGGAAGCGGCUAUGGCCAUGGAGGUGGAAUUGGAGUAGGAGUUGGUAUUGGGGUAGGUGUUGGAGGAGGUGGUGGGGGUGGUGGUGGCCAUGGCGGAGGUCAAGGCUCAGGGAGUGGUAGUGGGUAUGGUUCUGGGAGUGGCAGUGGGUCAGGUUAUGGUUCAGGGGGAGCCCCAGGUGGUGGUUCAUAUGGGAGAGGUGGUGGAGGUGGAGGUGGAAGUGGAGGUGGGGGUGGAGGAGGCAAUGGAAGUGGGAGUGGAUCUGGAUAUGGUUCAGGGAGUGGCAGUGGAUCAGGUUAUGGCGCAGGGGGAAACUCAGGUGGAGGUUCUUAUGGCAAAGGAGGUGGAGGUGGAGGUGGAAGUGGAGGUGGGGGUGGAGGUGGCAAUGGAAGUGGAAGUGGAUCAGGGUAUGGGAGUGGUAGUGGCUCAGGCUAUGGUGGUGGAGUAGGUGGCAGUGGUGGUGGCUCUGGUGGGGGCGGAGGUGGKGGUGGCGGCGGUGGCGGUGGUGAUGGAGGUGGUGCUGGCAAUGGUUCAGGGUCUGGCUAUGGGUCUGGGUCUGGUUCAGGCUAUGGAUCUGGAGGUGGAGGUGGCCAUAUACCUUGAAGCAAUUGGAAACGUCCCAGAAGUAUGGACUAAUUAACAAAUCUUGAAUCAAUCAUCUCUUCUCUCUCUCUCCCUCUCUAGCUCUCUCUCUCUCCUCUCUGUGCUCUCGUUUAAUGACUGUUGGGUGUAUUUAGAUGUUUGCUCUACUGUGCAACUUUGGAAUAAAUUCGUCAAUCACCAUGCCCAAGGCAUAGAUUGAACGAUGACUUGGAUGUGCAGUUCAUCCAUGCAUGUGGUUGAGUUGUAAGUAAUAAAAUAAGCUAUAUUAAGUA